Molecule: messenger RNA, 5492 nt
Organism: Triticum aestivum (bread wheat)
Lineage: Eukaryota; Viridiplantae; Streptophyta; Magnoliopsida; Poales; Poaceae
Product: protein argonaute 1B
Exons: 27
Coding region: 167-4588 (1473 amino acids)
Molecular function (GO): RNA binding; protein binding
Source: RefSeq, a predicted model, not a curated record
CCGUCAUCCGUCAGGUGCGGUAUUACUACGGGCGAGACCCGGUCGCCACGUGCUCCCACUCGUCCACUCCUCCUCCCCCCACCCCCCUCCGCCCUCCGCGCCCCCCUCCCAGAUCUCGCGACCCGCCGCCGCCGCCGCCGGGCCUCGCCGCCCCUGAGCGCCCAUCAUGGUUAGGAAGAAAAGAACCGGCACCGGAGAGAGUUCCGGAGAGGCUUCGGGAGCUCCUGGACAGGGUUCCUCGCAGCCAGCUGAGAGAGCUCCUCCUCAACAGCAUCAACAGCAUGGUGGUGGACGUGGUUGGGUGCCUCAACAGGGUGGCCGUGGUGGUGGGCAAUACCUAGGCCGUGGUGGACAGUAUCAGGGCCAGGGAGGCCCAGCUGCACACCGUCCAGGUGGCCCACCUGAAUAUCAGCAGCGUGAAUAUCAGGGCCGUGGACAUCCAGGUGGUGGUCCACCUGAAUAUCAACCGCGCGACUAUCAGGGCCGUGGACAUCCAGGUGGUGGGCCACCUGAAUAUCAACCGCGCGACCCUCAGGGCCGUGGACAUCCAGGUGGUGCUCCACCUGAAUAUCAACCGCGCGGCCCUCAGGGCCGUGGACAUCCUGGUGGUGCUCCACCUGAAUAUCAACCGCGCGGCCCUCAGGGCCGUGGACAUCCUGGUGGUGCUUCACCUGAAUAUCAACCGCGUGGCCCUCAGGGCCGUGGACAUCCAGGUGGUGGUCCACCUGAAUAUCAACCGCGCGACCCUCAGGGCCGUGGACAUCCAGGUGGCGGUCCACCUGAAUAUCAACAGCGUGACUAUCAGGGACGUGGUGGUCCACGCCCUAGAGGGGGUGGAAUGCCGCAGCCAUCCUAUGGCGGGCAUAUGGGAGGACGUGGAGGACACAAUGUUCCUCCAGGUCAGUCAAGAACAGUUCCCGAGCUGCACCAAGCCCCAGAUGUCCAAUAUCAAGCCCCGGUGGUUUCACCAUCAGCAUCGGGAGCUGGCUCUUCCUCUCAGCCUGCGGCGGAGGUGAGCAGUGGACAAGUCGAGCAACAGUUUCAGAAACUUGACAUUAGUGAUCAAAGUUCGACCAGCCAAGCCAUCCAACCGGCACCUGCAUCAAGCAAAUCAGUUCGAUUCCCAUUGCGCCCUGGAAUGGGUAAAUGUGGGGAUAGGUGUGUGGUGAAAGCCAAUCAUUUCUUCGCGGAGCUCCCUGAUAAAGACCUUCACCAAUACGACGUGACCAUAACACCAGAGGUUACAUCGCGCGGCGUUAAUCGUGCCGUGAUUGCAGAACUUGUAAAGCUGUAUAGACAAUCUCAUAUGAAUGGACGUCUACCUGCCUAUGAUGGAAGGAAGAGCCUUUAUACAGCUGGGCCAUUACCGUUUACUUCGAGGACAUUUGAAAUCGCUCUGCAAGAUGAAGAUGAAGGCCUUGUUGGUGGUCAAGCCACGCCAAGGCGCGAGAGACAAUUCAGGGUGGUGAUCAAGUAUGCUGCCCGUGCUGAUCUCCAUCAUUUGGCUAUGUUUCUAGCCGGGAGGCAACCAGAUGCACCUCAAGAAGCACUUCAGGUGCUUGACAUUGUGCUACGGGAAUUGCCUACUGCCAGGUAUUCCCCAGUUAGUAGAUCAUUUUAUUCUCCCAACCUAGGGAGACGUCAGAGGCUUGGGGACGGUUUGGAAAGUUGGCGUGGAUUUUACCAAAGUAUAAGACCUACACAGAUGGGGCUUUCGCUGAAUAUUGAUAUGUCUUCUACAGCAUUUAUCGAGCCUCUCCCUGUGAUUGAGUUUGUUGCUCAGCUUCUGUGCAGAGACAUCUCAGUUAGACCGCUCACUGAUUCAGAUCGUGUGAAGAUUAAAAAAGCCCUGCGAGGUGUAAAGGUCGAGGUUACACAUCGAGGAAACAUGCGUAGGAAAUACCGUAUAUCUGGCCUCACAUCACAAGCAACACGAGAGCUAUCAUUCCCUGUUGAUGAUCGUGGUACUGUGAAGACUGUAGUGCAAUACUUCCUGGAGACGUAUGGUUUCAAUAUUCAGCACACCACUUUACCUUGCUUGCAAGUCGGUAAUCAGCAAAGGCCGAAUUAUCUCCCCAUGGAGGUUUGUAAGAUUGUUGAAGGACAACGGUACUCAAAACGGCUGAAUGAAAAACAAAUAACUGCUCUACUGAAAGUGACUUGCCAGCGCCCUCAAGAGCGUGAGAAGGACAUCUUGCAGACUGUGCAUCACAAUGCAUACUAUGAAGAUCCAUAUGCACAGGAAUUUGGCAUAAAAAUAGAUGAGCAACUUGCAUCGGUUGAAGCUCGUGUUCUGCCUCCGCCAAGGCUUAAGUACCAUGAUAGUGGCAGAGAGAAGGAUGUCUUACCCAGGGUCGGCCAAUGGAACAUGAUGAACAAGAAAAUGGUCAAUGGUGGUAGAGUCAGCCACUGGGCAUGUAUUAACUUCUCUCGGAAUGUUCAAGAUAAUGCUGCCAAGGUUUUCUGUCAUGAGUUGGCUAUAAUGUGCCAAAUAUCUGGAAUGAACUUUGCACCUGAACCUGUGCUGCCCGUACUUAGUGCGAGGCCUGAACACGUGGAAAGAGCACUGAAGGCACGUUAUCAUGAUGCCAUGAACGCAAGCAAACCCCCGGGCAAAGAACUUGACCUGCUAAUUGUUAUACUGCCGGAUAAUAAUGGUUCUCUUUAUGGGGACCUUAAAAGAAUUUGUGAGACUGAACUUGGAUUGGUAUCCCAGUGUUGUCUUACAAAACAUGUUUUUAAGAUGAGCAAGCAGUAUCUUGCAAAUGUAGCUCUCAAAAUCAAUGUUAAGGUGGGGGGAAGGAAUACUGUUCUUGUGGAUGCUUUGGCAAGGAGGAUUCGCCUUGUUACCGACAGACCGACCAUAAUAUUUGGUGCUGAUGUUACACAUCCCCACCCUGGAGAAGAUUCUAGCCCUUCCAUUGCAGCUGUGGUUGCUUCUCAAGACUGGCCUGAGAUAACUAAGUACGCAGGAUUAGUGAGUGCCCAAGCCCAUAGGCAAGAGCUGAUACAGGAUCUUUUUAAAGUAUGGCAAGAUCCCCAAAGAGGAACUGUGACUGGCGGCAUGAUCAAGGAGCUUCUCAUAUCUUUCAAGAGGGCAACUGGACAGAAACCUCAGAGAAUCAUAUUUUACAGGGAUGGUGUCAGCGAGGGACAGUUCUACCAGGUUCUGUUGUUUGAACUUGAUGCCAUUCGGAAGGCCUGUGCGUCCUUGGAGCCCAACUAUCAGCCCCCAGUUACUUUUGUGGUUGUCCAGAAGCGUCACCACACUAGGCUUUUCGCUAACAAUCACAAUGAUCAGCGUACUGUUGAUAGAAGCGGGAACAUACUGCCUGGCACCGUUGUUGACUCGAAGAUCUGCCAUCCGACGGAAUUUGAUUUCUACUUGUGCAGCCAUGCUGGCAUUCAGGGAACAAGCCGGCCUGCUCAUUAUCAUGUUCUGUGGGACGAGAACAAAUUUACUGCUGAUGAGUUGCAAACUCUCACAAACAACUUGUGCUACACAUAUGCUCGAUGCACCCGCUCCGUGUCAAUUGUUCCUCCUGCAUAUUAUGCACAUCUAGCAGCCUUCCGGGCUCGGUUCUACAUGGAGCCAGAUACCUCCGACAGCGGGUCUGUGGCGAGCGGUGCACGCGGCGGCCCUCCUCAGGGUGGUCCGCGCAGCAGCACCAGGCUUAUAUUUCCAGAAUUGAAGUUCGCAAUGGUGAAGAUAGAUACUCCCUCUCUCGACGUGCUGCGGUUCCUCGAGGAGACCGGCGAGGCGUACCAGGGCUUCGAGGGCGCCUCCUCCACCCGCGGCUGCCUCGUCGGCUCCGGGGUCGUCAGGGAUUUGGUCGCGUUCGCCGGCGAUGCCGAUGACAAGCCGCUCUCCGCGAGGCGGCCGCUGCCCAGGUUUCCGGUCCGGCACGAUCCGCCGCCGUCGCGGUCGUGUGCUAGCUUUGCGGCGCUGGGCCGGGGGAGCGGGAUGAGGCAUGUGCCCGAGUGGCUCCCGGCCUUUCCGGAGCCCCACACGUAUGCGGUUGCCGAGGAGGAGUCGGGCGAGAUGGUCGGCGGGUCGUCGGCUGCGGUGGAUGAGGUCGAGCAGGUGUGGCGGCAGAGGAAGGCCGAGAAGUCGCUGCUUGGUUUGCAACGGCAGCUGGCGCUUGCGGGUGGCAACGGGAUCCGCCCGGCGGCGGUGGUGGAGGAGGGUGCUGGCAAGGGGAAGGAGCUAGAUAGGGCUGUGGUCAAGAGCAAUCCGUUUAUUCAGUCGGCGUUGCGUUGUGGGGAUAAGGAGGUGUCAGAGGUUGCCAUGCCAAAUUUGGGGAAGAAACACUCUGUUCUCGAUGAAUUUGCACCUGCUUUCGCUGAAUCGGAAGGUGAAGGACUUGAUGAGGGGAGGAGGGACCAAGACCAAGGUGGAGGUCGGAAGAGGAUGGUUCCAAAGGAGAGGCCACCGGUGUAUUUUCGGAUUGGGCCUGAUAGGAAGUCAAGGGUGAUGGCAUUGAAUUCGAGAGCCUUGGUGGACCGUAAGGAUCCCUGGUUCCUGGAGGAUGAUGGGAAGCGGAGGGCACUGUCGAUACUUGCGGAACCAAUGGAGAAGCCAGGCUGAUCUGCUUUACACUUAAGAGUUCGUGCUGAUGCUUCUCGCCUGUUUCCCACCGAUGAUGCUUUCUUCUCCACACCUGCGAUUCUUCACCUCUUCCUGGUGCUGACCUUGGAGAUCCUUGCCGGCUUUCACUGCCAUUGACGGGAAACAUAUUGUUGAUAGAAACAGGAAACAUACUGCCUGUUCCAUGCACCGUUAUUGAUUUGAAGAUUUGCCAUCUGAUGGAAUUUGGUUCCUACAUAUGUAGCUAUGCUGGCAUUCAGGGAACAGGCUGGCCUGCUUCAUUAUCUUGUUCUGUGGGACGAGAACAAAUUUACCACUGAUGAGUUGCAAACUCUACACGUAAUGUACUAUUCUUUCCAACUUCUUGAUAAUUAAAAUACUGUUUAGCUGGCCAAUUAAAUAUAAAAUUCCUACUGUUUCAUGCUAGGUGUACGCGCUCUGUAUCAAUCGGUAAAUUCCCCACUUGAAAAUCACUCCCUUUAGGUUUCUCAUGCUAGGUUGAACGCUGCAAUCGCAGUCCCUCCGGCGUAUUAUGCACAUUUGGCAGCCUUCUGGGCUUGAUUUUACACGCAGCUGGAUACCUCGGACAGCUGGUUGCUAGUGGUGCACGCAGUAAUAGCGCAUUUUGGGAAUGUUGCUGUUAGGCCUCUCCCUGGAAAAUGUCAAGCGUGUCAUGUUUUACUGUUAAGGUUGUGGCGGUUCCACUGAUGAUGAUAUUUCAAGUGCCCGUGAGCUGUAUUGUGCUGACUCGGGUGUGAAGUACUGUGUCGAUGAUGGUGCUGCCAGAACACCGCCGCACAAGCUUUUCUAUUUCUUGUGCUGAGCGGUUUGUUCGUGCGACCAUCUAUCUUUGUAUUAAGUGACGCUUAAUCUGUUGAGGAACCAAUGUUAUGAAUCGCCUGCA